AUGCUUGUAGAGAACUGGGCUCUGGUUUCUGGUCGCAGGCAUGGAUGGCAAAAUAACCGGGCGGGUCAUGAACACAAAUUAGUUUCGUGCCUUGUCCCCACGGUAGAGGGUCCUGGUAACCCUGCCUCCUCUACCGGCCGGUUCGUUGUGGGGUCCUCUUCGCUUGGCAUUCUUACGUUCGGUUCGGCCGAUAAUAAGAACUCAGCCCUGGUCCACAACCUCUUAUCCAAACCCCUCGCCGCCACACAUCUCGCAAUCCUACAACGUGGAACAACUUUCAACACAGGAGAUGCUUCACCCGCUGAAUUCAUAGCCGCCCUUAAGUCAGCCCUUCAAUCAUCAAAUGCCUCAGAGGAUACAAAAGAGUCAAUCCGCCAUAAAGCAUCAUCGCUGCUUAUGCAACGCAACCAGUGUGAAGCUCUUGACCGAGAGGGACAGAGAGCAUUAAAAAGUCUAAAAGCCGAUGAAAAAAUAAUCAUUCUGCCGGCUGACAAAUGUCGUUCCACAGCAGUGCUCAACAAAUCUGAUUAG
Dibothriocephalus latus is the source of this 531-nucleotide messenger RNA. The record is from the annotation of a GenBank genome assembly. NCBI's taxonomy places the organism in Eukaryota, Metazoa, Platyhelminthes, Cestoda, Diphyllobothriidea, Diphyllobothriidae.